Messenger RNA from Sphenostylis stenocarpa, 1777 nucleotides. Lineage: Eukaryota; Viridiplantae; Streptophyta; Magnoliopsida; Fabales; Fabaceae. The record is from the annotation of a GenBank genome assembly.
AUGAUAGAAACCGUACAAAACUCAAUGGAAAGCUUUGAAAUGCUUGGUGUAUGCCUUCUGUUCCUCUCCUUGGUAACCAUGUGUUCCACUUUGGAGUUGAUUACUCCGACCCAACCCCUGAGAGAUAGUAAGAAUGAGAAUGGAACUCUUGUCUCAACAAAUGGAACCUUUGAAGCAGGAUUCUUCAGCCGUGAAAAUUCCGGUAGCCGUUACCUUGGAAUUUGGUACAAAAACAUAUCCCCUAGAACAGUUGUCUGGGUAGCCAACAAAGAAACACCACUUCAAGACCACUCCGGAGUCUUAGAAGUAGACAGUAAAGGGUUUCUUAGUAUCAAAGAUGGUACAGGAGCCAAAAUAUGGUCCUCAAAUACAUCACAGACACCAAGCAAGUCAGCUGUUAUGGAGUUGUUAGAAUCAGGAAACAUGGUUGUGAAAGAUAGCCAUAACAACUUUUUAUGGCAAAGCUUUGAUUACCCUGAUGACACUUUACUUCCAGGAAUGAAACUUGGAAGGAACUUCAAAACUGGUCAUCAUCGAGCUCUAAGAUCUUGGACAUCCUUAGAAGAUCCUACUCCAGGUCAAUUUUCAUUUGGUGUUGAUACUCGUGGCCUUCCUCAAUUAGUCAUAAAAAACGAGACUAGUGAUGACAUAGUUUAUAGACCAGGGUCAUGGAAUGGUCUUAGUGUCACAGGACUACCUGGAGAAAUAACUGACCCCUUAAUUAAAUCCCUUUUUGUUAUGAAUGAAGAUGAAGUCUUCUAUGAGUUUGAACUCUUGAAGAGUUCAACUAAACUGAGAAGCCGAUUGACCCCAGAAGGGUAUCAAGUACGUUUAGUAUGGUCAGAUCAGAGUAAAAAAUGGGAUACCCACUUUCCUGGUCCAUUUGAUGUGUGUGAGAGAUAUGCCUUGUGUGGUGCAAAUACUAUUUGCAAUGUGAGUGGAACAAGUCAACACUGUGAAUGCUUGAGUGGAUUCCAUUCCAACUUUGCAGAUUCAACUUGUGAUCGAACAACCCCUCUAGAUUGUAACAAGGGAGAUAAAUUUCAGAAGUACCGGGGAAUGAAAUUGCCAGACACAUCUUCAUCUUGGUUUGAUAAGACAACUAGUCUUCAGGAAUGUGAGAAAUUGUGCUUGAGCAACUGCUCUUGUACUGCAUAUGCUCAAUUGAAUAUCAGUGGCGAGGGAAGUGGUUGCUUGCAUUGGUUUCAUGACAUUAUUGACAUCAGGAUACUACCACAGGGUGGACAAGAUUUUUAUCUACGAAUUACAGCUUCAGAGUUUCAAGAUCGCGGUUUCAACAGGAAGAUAGCAGGAAUUGUUGUUGGCUGUACUAUAUUCAUCAUUACAAUUAUAGUAUUUGGAUUGGUAUUUUGCAUUAAGAGGAAGAAACUGAAGCAAUCAGAAACAAAUUACUGGAAGGACAAGAAUAAGAAGGAUAACAUUGAUUUACCAAUAUUCGACUUUUUAUCCAUCUCCAAGGCCACAAAUAACUUUUCUCAGAGUAACAAAUUGGGAGAAGGGGGAUUUGGACCGGUGUACAAGGGCAUAUUAUCUGAUGGGCAAGAAAUUGCAGUUAAGAGGCUUUCCAAAACUUCUGGACAAGGUUUGGACGAGUUCAAGAAUGAAGUCAUGUUGAUUGCAAACCUUCAACACCGGAAUCUUGUAAAGCUUCUUGGUUGUUCCAUUCAGCAAGAUGAAAAGAUGUUAAUUUAUGAAUUCAUGCCAAAUAGAAGCUUGGACUACUUUAUUUUUGAUUCAACCAGACAAACAUUAAUAG